AUGGCACCUUCUCCUCGCAAGCAGCCAACGGAAGGUAGUAGAACUCCACGCAAGAUUGCGCAAUCAACGCCUACGAAGAAAACACGCACGUCUCCUCGCAAGAAGGCUUGGGCUUCACCGCCAAAGGCAAUUUCAUCGAAAUUAAAUAGCGAGCUAUUCAACGAAGAAGAUUUCGCCAAUAUAUCAAAUCGAUCGUGGGCAGAAAUCACCGAAGAAGAUCAAGAGCUCAACGACAGUUUUCGACGUGAAUGUGAGAAAAGCGAAUCAAGACGAAAAGGAGUGCCACGACGAUUGAAUGCAACACAGACGAAACCCAAAUUCGUAAAAUCACUGGAAUUGACGAAUCAAGUUUUUGUGGCAACUUCGACACGUAAAUCGACGAGAAUAUCAAAAAUUGCUGGAAAAAGUGAAACUGUUACAACCACCACCACUAUUGAAGAAACGAAAUCAAAUAGUAAUCAAUAUAGUCGAAAGCGUUGUCUUUCAAAUGCUUCAACUAUUAAUGAAAUUACAUCACCGACGAAAAGAAGGCAAACGGAAUCCGCCAGUGGUAAACCUGUACGAAAAACUGCUCGCGGACGUCUUCUCGAUGAAAGCUCUUCAAGAAGCGUAUCGGGAAGCCCGUCAAGGAAAGAAGGUUGGGAAGAGCCAACACUUGGAUGGUGUACUGAUGAGGCCACAUUGAAGAGAAGAACAAGAGAAAUUGAGAGGGCCAAGGAAAAAACAGCAUAUCAGAAGUACAUUACGGAAAUUCCGUUCCGUGAUCGUAUCAAGGGUGUUCAUCCAAGAACUCCAAAUAAGUUGAUCAACUAUAGCAGACGUAGUUGGGAUACUCAGAUUAAAAAAUGGAAGAGAAGCCUUUAUGAUUGGGCUGGAGAGGAGCCAUCGGAUUCGGUAAACACUUCAUUCUGCAGUUAUAAUUCUGACGAUGCGAUGAGCGGCAAAGAAGAUGACAAGGAUUUGGAGAACACCCCGGUAUUACGCGAUCUUGACAUUCCGGUUCGCCCAGAAGCCGAUAAUAUGGCCUCGCUUCUUGGAAAAUUCGACAUCGAUUCUCAAAUGGGCAUUAACGAAGAGAGCACACUCAAAGCGAUUAACCCGAAAACCGAUCCAAAGGCGCCAGUCGACUUCUCGCAUGCUGUUGUUUAA
Molecule: messenger RNA, 1149 nt
Organism: Caenorhabditis bovis
Lineage: Eukaryota; Metazoa; Nematoda; Chromadorea; Rhabditida; Rhabditidae
Source: the annotation of a GenBank genome assembly